Messenger RNA from Phytophthora nicotianae INRA-310, 360 nucleotides. RefSeq lists its product as hypothetical. The record is from RefSeq and is a predicted model, not a curated record. Lineage: Eukaryota; Oomycota; Peronosporomycetes; Peronosporales; Peronosporaceae. The transcript has a single exon. The coding region runs from base 1 to 360 and encodes 119 amino acids.
AUGAGACAGCUGGAUCAAAUCGAUCACUUUUGCAAGCCUGACACGCGCAACGAGAUCACAUAUCUACGCUACACCACGCUGGGUGAUGCUAUUUCGCAUGUUCAAGCAUAUGAAAGAGCGCACUUUGCCCAGCGUACCCACCACGACUCACAGCGAGGCUUUGAGCAUGUUGGGACUGACGACGCGCGGGGAGAUUCACUGCCAGAACCUAUGGACAUUAGUGCGAUCAAUACCCGCAACAUGUCGACGGAAGAAUGUCGCCGUCGCAACUUCUGUUCCUACUGCAAGUUUCCGAAGCACCACAUUCGCAAGUGCCCCAAGAAACCCGGCCAGGGAAACGCAGGAGCUCAGCAGAGGUAA